Molecule: messenger RNA, 2007 nt
Organism: Triticum turgidum subsp. durum (durum wheat)
Lineage: Eukaryota; Viridiplantae; Streptophyta; Magnoliopsida; Poales; Poaceae
Source: the annotation of a GenBank genome assembly
AUGGCUGCGGCGCAUCCCUUGCCUCCGGCCGUGGUCAGCCUCCCGGCCUCGCUCCUCCUCCUCUUCCUCCUUCACCAUGUGCAUGUGGUGGACGCCGAGUGCGAGCCGGUGGCGUGCGGCAACUUCACCAUCAAGUACCCGUUCUGGCUCGGCGCGCCCAGCCACCCCCCGCCGGAGCCGUCCUGUGGCCAUCCUGCCUUCGAGCUCUGGUGUGGCGGCGGCAACGCCUCGGCGUCCAUGCGUGGCUCCGCCAUCCAGGUCCUCAGCAUCGACUACGGCGCCAGCUCCCUCGUGGCCUCUCACAGCAGAUUCUCCGGGCGGGUGGACGGCGUGUGCCGCGCCGACUUCAACAUGUCGUCCAGCCUGGCCCUCAGCCCGUUCAACAUCAGCCCAAGCAACAUGGCCCUGUGCCUCCUCUUCGACUGCAACGGGACGGAGCCGGGCGGGCGCGGGUAUGCGAACGCCACCGCCACCUGCGAUAGACCCAUCUUCGCCUACCUUGGCGGGAGGUACGACCGGGACACGCCGCCGUCGAUUCAGACGGGGAACUGCACGUACACGUACCUCCCGGUGCUCGGCUCGGAGGCGGCGGUGUCGACGGCGGCCAACUACAGCAGUCUCCUCAAGGCCGGGUUCCUGCUGGACUGGGCGGGCACCGGCGGCAUCGGCGACUGCCCCGCCUGCGUCGCCAGCGGGGGCCAGUGCCGGUACAGGAACGCGAUCGGGGCGUUGGCCUGCCUCUGCCCCGGCGGGAAGCUGCGCGGCUCCACAUGCGCCGCGAAAACAGUUUUCAUAGUAGUUGGAUCACUAGGCGCUGCUCUUGCACUAAUGGUGUUCGUCAUCUAUGUCUUGCACCAACGAAGGAGGAAGAAAAAAGCUAUGGCUUCAAAUGAGUUCAUGCGAAGUGGAUCUUCAAUGACGACAUACAGUAAAGACCUUGAGCUGGGUGGUUCUCCUCAUAUCUUCACUUUUGAGGAACUCGAAGUGGCUACUGAUGGAUUUAGUGCUUCAAGGGAGCUUGGUGAUGGUGGCUUUGGAACUGUUUAUAAAGGAAAACUCAAGGAUGGGAGAGUAGUUGCGGUGAAACGCCUUUACAAGAACAACUACAGACGGGUUGAGCAAUUCCUGAAUGAGGUUGACAUCCUAUCCCGCCUGCUCCACCAGAACCUUGUCAUCCUAUAUGGCUGCACGUCUCGGAUGAGCCGUGACCUUCUCCUGGUGUACGAGUUCAUCGCAAAUGGGACCGUCGCGGACCAUCUUCAUGGAUCCCGUUCGGCGGAACAAGGCCUCACAUGGCCUCUGAGGCUGAACAUUGCCAUAGAAACGGCUGAAGCACUGGCCUACCUCCAUGCAGUCGAGAUCAUACACAGGGAUGUGAAGACAACCAACAUAUUACUGGACAAUAACUUCCAUGUCAAAGUUGCAGACUUUGGGCUGUCACGCCUGUUCCCGCUCGAGGUCACCCAUGUCUCGACUGUUCCACAGGGCACACCGGGCUACGUCGACCCUGUGUACCACCAGUGCUACAAGCUGACCGACAAGAGCGACGUCUACAGCUUUGGUGUCGUGUUGGUGGAGCUGAUAUCCUCAAAGCCUGCUGUGGACAUGAGCAGGAGCCACAGUGAGAUCAACCUGGCCAACAUGGCUCUCAACAGGAUUCAAAACCAUGAAGUUGUUCAGCUGGUUGAUCCGGAGCUCGGCUAUGACACCGAUCCCGAAACGAAGAGGACGAUCGACCGCGUGGCCGAGGUGGCCUUCCAGUGCCUGCAGAUGGAGAGGGACCUGAGGCCGUCGAUCAAGGAGGUGGUGGAGAUCCUGACUUGCGUCAGGGACGGAGACUAUCAAUCUAAGAGCAUGAAAAAGAAGGCUUCUCAGAAAGAGGACGCGCACUUGCUCACGAAUGACCUGCAGUUUUCGCCUGACUCGGUCAUCCAUAGAUUCCAUAGCCAGUCAACUAACCACUCGGUAGCAUCGAAUGCUAGCGGAUUAUCUAACAUCAAAUGUUGA